This is a messenger RNA of Bipolaris oryzae ATCC 44560, 1557 nucleotides long. RefSeq lists its product as uncharacterized. Lineage: Eukaryota; Fungi; Ascomycota; Dothideomycetes; Pleosporales; Pleosporaceae. The transcript has 6 exons. Gene Ontology annotation, biological process: transmembrane transport. Gene Ontology annotation, cellular component: membrane. Gene Ontology annotation, molecular function: transmembrane transporter activity. The record is from RefSeq and is a predicted model, not a curated record. Bases 1 to 1557 code for a protein of 518 amino acids.
AUGAAGGGUCCAUCGGAGGUGACGGAUUUUCGUAACAGCGUCGAGUUGGCAAACGCGGUUGCUGUGAACGAAAAACAUGGCACUCAUAGCGAUGAGGUUGACAUGGAUCGCAUGGGCAAGAUCCAGGUCUUGAGGCGACAAUUCAAAUUCCUGUCCAUCUUCGGCUUCGCCGUGAUUCUUGGCUGCAGUUGGGAAUAUGCUUUGAUAGGUGUUGGCAUUUCUCUCUUCAAUGGCGGACCAGCUGGUGGAAUCUGGAUGUUGGUCGUAGUUUGCACUGGCAUGUUCUUUGUCACGCUUUCAUUUGCUGAAAUGGUGUCGAUGGCUCCGACAGCUGGUGGCCAGUACCACUGGGUCUCUGAACUCGCACCUAAAAAGCACCAAAAAUUACUCAGCUAUAUCGUUGGCUGGCUUUGUGUUAUUGGAUGGCAGGUGGGCAUGGCUAGCACAGCUUAUGCAGUAGCCCAGCAGAUCCAAGGCCUCAUCGCGCUGAACAUGCCAAACUACGUCAUCCAAGGCUGGCAUGGCACCCUCCUCUCCAUUGGAAUUACCGUUGUCUCGAUCGUAUGCAACACCAUUCUCGUGAGAAAGCUUCCACUUAUGGAGGGUCUUGCACUUGUUCUCCAUAUCUUCGGUUUCUUCGCCUUUGUCGUCGUACUGUGGGUUAUGGGCCCCCGAUCUGAUAAAGUCUGGACGAAGUUUGAAAACCCCAGCGGCUGGGGCAGUACUGGCCUUGCUACACUGGUUGGAAUAUCUGGUCCUAUGAUCACCAUAGGAGGUGCUGACUUGGCCGUCCAUUUAGCCGAAGAAGUAAAGGAUGCCGCGUGGGUUUCUCCUAGGGCAAUGGUUACGACAGCCUUAGUGAACUACACUCUGGCCUUUGUCAUGACAGUCACUGUAUUCUCCACGCUAGGCAAUGACCUUGCAGCGAUUCUCCCGACUCCACUUGGCCAGCCAUGGAUCCAGAUCCUCUUGAAUGCGACUGAAUCAAAGGUUGCCACCAACAUUAUGACGGUGGCUAUAUGCUUCCUGCUUUUGUUCUGUUCGGUCAAUCAAGUAACCGCUGCAUCGCGCCAGCUCUGGUCGUUUGGGCGCGAUGAAGGGCUUCCAUUCUCAGCUUGGCUUGCUUAUGUACCUCCAAACUGGGAUAUCCCAUUAAAUGCAGUGAUUCUGACGCUAAUAGCGACAUCGUUAGUAUGCCUUAUCAUAAUCGGCUCAUCGAUUGCCUUCAACAUCAUCAUAUCGCUCGGAGGUAUUGCCAUUUUCGUCUCCAACCUUAUCGUCAUCGGCUGCAUGUUCCGGAAGCGCGUCUACGGAGAGCCUCUUCUUCCCUCCCGGUUCGAUCUCGGCAGAGCGGGUUUAGUGGUGAACGGAAUAGCCAUGUGCUACCUUGUCCUCAUCGUGGUUUUCCUUGCAUUCCCAACCGUACCGAACCCGUCACUGAUCCAAAUGAACUGGUCGUCGCCCAUAUUUGGAUGCUUUGUUAUAUUCUCGAUGGGCUACUACUACGUUUUCGGUAGACACAACUACAAAGGCCCUGUUGAGUAUGUCAAGGAAUAA